Molecule: messenger RNA, 3200 nt
Organism: Suillus bovinus
Lineage: Eukaryota; Fungi; Basidiomycota; Agaricomycetes; Boletales; Suillaceae
Product: YT521-B-like domain-containing protein
Exons: 5
Coding region: 185-2935 (916 amino acids)
Biological process (GO): regulation of alternative mRNA splicing, via spliceosome; mRNA splicing, via spliceosome
Cellular component (GO): nucleoplasm
Molecular function (GO): mRNA binding; N6-methyladenosine-containing RNA reader activity
Source: RefSeq, a predicted model, not a curated record
AGCGACGAGAAGAUUGUGACAUUAAUCUUAAAGUUCUUAAGGAGAGCUGGAAUGAUAGAGAGGUGCCUGUAUCAUUCCCCGUGUCAUUGAUUGGACAGUUCAUACCGCAACAUAUCCUAUAAAGCAGAAACACGAACUUUAAUCUCCUGGUUCUUCUCUUUACCAACAUAACGCGAGGACUUCCAUGAGUACCGACAAUAUUCUCGAUAGUGCCGAUCGCAUACGCAUGCAUCCCCAGCAGCAACACUCGCAACAUCAGGUACAUCACCCUCCCAGCACAUCACGUCAUCCAUUGCUAGCAUCUAUCCAGACUAGUCAUGUCCAGUCCCUCCCUUCGAGCUCUAGUGAAGUCCAGACGCAAACACAAGCUUCACAGGACGCAUCCGGGAUGCAUGCUGGCAAUAUUCCUUGCCUGAAUGUGUCGCAAGGAAGCAACGUACCACCAUUAACAUCCAUAGGAAGUCCGCUGCGACACUACCCCCCAUCGUCAUUCCAGCCAAAUAACUAUCCGGGCCAAUACACAUUAUCCCAGCAACUUCCCUCAUAUCCAACCGCGCAGCCACCAACCUAUCCACAAUACACACACGCUCAUGGAUACGGACCACACUUUCCUCUGGAAUCUGGCCCGUAUCAACACAAUCUACCAGGAUUCCGACCUAUGAUGCAAACACGCUCAUUACAUAAUGUGGGCGCGCUUUCUUAUCCGUCGAGUGGUAAUUCUGGAAUGCACUCCGCUGCAAAUAGUCCCACAACUCACUCUCCGCUACCUGUGCAUCAACCUUUUCCGGGCACCUCUGUUUCACAUAGCAUAUCACAAUACCAGCCUGUGCAUUAUCCGGGUCCAUACACUCCUUACCGUUACAACCACGCGUAUCAGCCAAGCCCAUACCAGUGGCACUACAGUUCGCCUGUCCUGCCCGGAUUUAACGAGGGAAUCCCCAUGCAUUAUCAACUUCAGUACCCAAUAAACUUCGCACCCUUGCAGGAUUCUCAUUCGCCCGAUCUGGAGGCACAAUUCUCUCAAGUAUCCAUUCAUGGCAGACCUAAUUCACCUGUGCAGUCGACUGCUCAACCGGCGACUCUGCCUGCAAGGCAUCCACAUCAGGUUACAAUAACAGCUCCUCCGUCAUCAUCAGCAUCAAAUUCUCCCGUAACAUUCACCCGCACAGAAAGCCAUGCUUCACCCCCACCAACAGUAACUUCUCCAUCUUGCCCUCAUUCCGAACGUCCCGUUGUACGUCGACCUCAUCAUCCCAACCCCCCCUCUCACAGAUCCGAAUGGGUGAUGUGGGUAGGGAAUGUUCCAAGCGGGACUACCCACGACGAACUCUGGAGGUUCCUAAAACGCCCUCUUUCCGUGGAUGAUAACUCGUUUGAGUCUGAAGACAAUGGAGUUUUGUCGAUUUUCUUAAUCUCCCGGUCAAACUGCGCAUUUGUCAACUUUGACACGGAAGAGCACUUACGCCGCGCGAUUGUGCAGUUUAAUGGGCAACAGCUCCAUCCACAUGACCGGCGGGGUCCACGACUUGUUUGUCGAGUACGUCGCAAAGAAGAUGAUCUGCGUGCUGGGGUAGGUGGACAACGGGGAGUGGGAAUGCACACUCGCUAUGUCCGUGAGCAAUCUCAGCAGGGACAAAUAGAUAAGCAGGUUGCUCCAAGUGAAGAUGAUCAGUCAUCUUCUCCUGGUCGCCGUUCGAGUUUAUCGAAUGAAUCAGAGCAUCCGCUGGCUGUGGCUGCGUCAUUACAGUCGAGUGACGAGGAGGCUGCCAGAGCCCACCAAUGUUCGCAACAUGGAGAUAGUGUCAAGACUCAAUCAAGUAGCUCCUAUGCGUCGACAAACUCCAGUUUUUUGUCCCGGCAUUUUCCAAAACGCUUUUUCAUUCUCAAGUCUUUGACGCAGUUCGACCUAGACUUGAGUGUUGAAAAUGGAUUAUGGGCAACUCAAAAGCAUAACGAGGCCAUUCUUGACCAGGCUUACCGCACUAGCAGCGACGUUAUCUUGAUAUUUAGCGUGAACAAGAGCGGGGAGUUCUAUGGAUAUGCACGAAUGGCUGGUCGGAUAUUGAAGGGCAAACAUAGAGUUUCGUGGGCUUCGCACGCAGAUCCCUCGGCCACCUCUAUAUCCUCGCCUCAGCGCGAGCCUAGUAGUUCUAGCCCACUUGUUGCGCCCGAUCAGACUUUCUUCACGCCAUCAGAAAAUCGUCUCGUGGAGGAGUCGCCGAUGCCUUUUACUCCUCAUUCUGGAGGGAACUUGAGCAACAAACCCUCUCCUAUGGAGCCCCACCGAUCAUCUGCACCAGCUGCACUCGGGCCUCACCCACGACAGGAAUUUUCAGCAGAGUCCCCAAUUAAGAAGUUGAGCCUUCGUGAAAGCGGGAAGGCUAUGCCAGUUGCUGGAUUGAUAUCCAAGGAUUUUGUAAAUGCGACUCCCGAAAUUGUGCUCGACAAGAAUGCACCAAUCCGGGCAAUACGGAAUGAGGGGAGCAUGGAUGGCACUAAGUCGGUGGUAUCUGCCUUGCAAUCCGUGGAGGAGGAGAAUAAUAGUAUAAGUAGCAAUGAUGGCGAUGAUGGGGGAGAAAAACCGAAAGAUGAUGCGAUGCCAUCGAUGACAGAGAACGCUGGGAGCGAUGAACAACAGACUUGGGGGCAGCCGUUCAAGGUGGAAUGGCUCUGUACUGACCGUCUUCCUUUCCAUUCUACUCGACACCUUCGAAAUCCUUGGAACCAGGACCGGGAGAUCAAAGUCUCGCGGGAUGGUACGGAGGUUGAACCUGGGGUGGGUCAACAACUUUUGGAGCAGUGGCGAACACUUGCUGCUGCUCCGAUAGCAACGGAAACAAGCAAGUCGUCCGUUGCGAUGGGUCGACGUGCAGCCAAACCCACGUCGACACUCACACCAGCAGCGGUAAAUUCAGGAGACUGUGGGCAAUCGUGAUAAUCGGCACGUUUUACAGUCUGAAGGACAACGAAACACCCAGCACGCACUAAUCAUUAUACAUAGACAUACAGCAUUCAUUUGACUCAUUCAUCCUCAGAUAUUUCACGACUACAAAAUCCUUGGAUAUUCACGCAACAAGAGUGAUCUUUUUUUUAGUUUUGGAACUCGGGCUUGUGGUUUGUUAUCCUUGGUCUAGGGCAUGUUUGUAAUGAUACUUUUUAAUCCACUAUAUUCUGAAGAACGCGUAUGUGAUCAUAUACAA